Molecule: messenger RNA, 651 nt
Organism: Mustela lutreola (European mink)
Lineage: Eukaryota; Metazoa; Chordata; Mammalia; Carnivora; Mustelidae
Gene: UBL4A
Product: ubiquitin like 4A
Exons: 4
Coding region: 100-579 (159 amino acids)
Biological process (GO): post-translational protein targeting to endoplasmic reticulum membrane
Molecular function (GO): protein binding
Source: RefSeq, a predicted model, not a curated record
GGCGGCGACGGGCGGUUCCGGCGCGCGCCCGGGGCGGCGGCGCGCAGCGGGGGGCGGUCGGGGUGCGCGCCCGCCGCAGUGGAUGCCGCCGCGGCCGCCAUGCAGCUGACAGUGAAAGCGCUCCAGGGCCGCGAGUGCAGCCUGCAGGUGUCGGAGGACGAGCCGGUGUCCACGCUGAAACAUCUGGUCUCCGAGAAGCUCAACGUCCCCGUGCGCCAGCAGCGGCUGCUAUUCAAGGGCAAAGCCCUGGCAGAUGGGAAGAGACUCUCCGACUACAGCGUUGGGCCCAAUUCCAAGCUCAACCUAGUGGUCAAACCUCUGGAGAAGGUGUUGCUGGAAGAAAGCGCCGCCCGGAGACUCGCCGAGGCCCCACCCCCGCCGGCCCCCGCCUGGCAGCUCGUCUCCAAAGUCCUGGCCCGCCACUUCAGCGCUGCGGACGCGGCCAGGGUCCUGGAUCAGCUCCAGAGGGAUUAUGAGAGGUCCCUGAACCGCCUGACUCUGGAUGACAUCGAGCGCCUCGCUGGCCGCUUUCUGCACCCCGAAGUGACUGAAGCUGUGGAGAAGGGGUUCUCCAAAUAGGAUUCUCCGGUGUGGGGAGGAGCCCAGCCAGGCUACAAGCUGCAUGUAGCAUUAAAUGUGUUCUCCUGUUGC